GUUCCGAGGGCGCGACAGGCUGCAGCGCGCGGGGUCUUGCGUGGGCGAGAGGGCGACCGCCUGGAGUGAGGGCUGGGUGAGGUCGGCGGACCGUGUGUGGAGGAGGGGGCCGCUGAGUGUGUCCAGGUCUCUGGGGUUUGAGAGGGGUUGUGUGUGUUGAGGGUGGCCCGGUAGCCUGGAGCUAAGAGCCCAAAUUCAGGCCCUGGCAAGAUGGGAGGGGCCCGGGAGGAGUGGCAAGUGAGGUCAAAUCAUCUUGUAUUGAGAGACAAUGGAAGAGGGUAGCUUCCUCCUCCUCCAGGAUCGGGGAGGCAGUGGACCCUGGAGAGAGGACCCAGGGCUGGUCUAUGGAUGCAGCCUCACCCCAAGUCACCAUGGCAGCCCACAGAGAGCCACCACAUGCAUCACCAGUUCUCCAACAGGCAGCUCAUGCCUUUAGAGUACACACCCCCAUCAUCUGUGCAUCACAACACUCGGUCCAGUGGUGGCUCUGCUCCUACACACACCAGGACCUGGGCCUUGAGAGGACCCUCCUUCCUGACAUCCUCUACAGAGAUGUGGCCUUCCUCAACCUGGUCGACCCCAUCUCCCAUGACCUGCUUGUGAACCUGGCCCGGGACCUGCAAUGCCCCAAGAAGGUCUCCAUCCUGUACAGACACCCUUAGGGACCGGUGCUCACUGCUUUCCCCCACAACAGCUGGGGUCAUAAGCAAGGCCCUCCUCAUUGCUGGGGUGGAGUUUGCCACCUGCAGCCUCCACCCCACAGCUGCCCAGAACCCCACUCUGAUGGCAUCUGCAGAUGUCCUGCCAUGAGCAUCGACACAGCCCCAGGAUGUGUGGCUGUGACCGGCCACCGGACCCAGACUCCUAGUCACAGUGAGUCCCCCACCAAAACAAGGGUAUCCGCUCUGGGCCCUGCCAGCUCUGAAUGCCCAGGUCUGUGCACAGUCGGCCCCUAGGACUCUGCGCCUAGCCCACAGCCAUCACAGGAACGGCCAGGGCUUGCAGCUGCUGUGUGUGCUGCCUGCUCCUGGGGCUGUUCACAGAGGGACUGGAUAAAGGAUGCAGUGGAGCAUGCUCAGUGCCAGCUUUGUGGGCCGUGCACCCUGGAUUCCACCCUGAGCUGGGCCUCUGCAGGAGCCCAGUUAGGACUAAGAGAGAGCCAGGUGGUGGUGCUGUAAAACAUUACAUCCCCCAGCCCUGUCAGCCCAGACCCAGACCCCGCAGGUGCAGUCUCGCUUGGAGAGUGAGAGGAAGAACAACAUGCUGACCUGGCUUGUUCCUACUCCCUGGAAUUGGCGUCAGUGGAGCAGGGCUCCCUCGAGGGGCCUGGUCUGGCCUCCUUCCCCUGUGGACUAUGAGCUCUGGAAGUCCUCGGACAAGAUCUGCCGACAGCUCAUCUACCACCUCACCCCUCACUCAAAGCAGCAGCAAGGGUCCAGCCUGCGCCAGAGGAAGACCCAGAGCUGCCUCAAGAGCAGCCUCCAGAAGACUCUGCUGGCAGGGGAGACUGUGGACCUCUCAGGCAUCCCGCUGUUGACACGGGACAUGCAACACAUCACACGCUGCCUGAGCAGCCAUGGUGCUGUGCUGGUGGUGCUGGACAUGAGCUUCACAGGCCUGAGUGAUGAGCUGCUGCACCUGCUGCUGCCCAGCCUGUGGGCGCUGCCCCGCCUCACCCAGCUCCUGCUCAACGGCAACCGACUGACACGGGCCACUGCCCGCAAGCUCACUGAUGCCAUCAAGGACACCACCAAGUUCCCUGCAUUGGCCUGGGUGGACCUGGGCAACAACGUGGAUGUGGCUUCCCUGCCCCAGCCCCUGCUGGUCAGCCUGCGCCGGUGGCUGAGCCAGCGCACCUCACUCCCCACCAUCUACGAGGGCCUGGACCUUGAGCCUGAGGGCGGUGCAGUCGGGGCCACCACCCCUGCCUCCACCUGGGACUCCACAGCUGCUGGGCUGGGACCUGAGCCCCGGGCCUGCUGCGCCAGGUGACCCACCACCCACCUGGCUCAUUGCUACUGACUUGUGAUGCUCUCAAGCACAUGAUAGUGGGCGAUGAAGGUUGAGGAGGACUCACAGGCCCCCAGAGAGCCAGUGCAAAUGCUCAGCCUGAGAUUAAGGGGACAGAAGGAGAAUGGACUCAUAGGUGGCCAGGUGGCCAGCCCUGGCUAGAGGCUCAGCCUUCCCUCAUUGGGAGGGGCCCCAGCACCCACAGUGUGGACCCCGCAGUAAAAAGUGACACCUGCC
Nomascus leucogenys (northern white-cheeked gibbon) is the source of this 2247-nucleotide messenger RNA. RefSeq names its product leucine rich repeat containing 75B (gene LRRC75B). Lineage: Eukaryota; Metazoa; Chordata; Mammalia; Primates; Hylobatidae. The transcript is spliced from 5 exons. The record is from RefSeq and is a predicted model, not a curated record. Bases 1261 to 1992 code for a protein of 243 amino acids.